This is a messenger RNA of Protopolystoma xenopodis, 714 nucleotides long. NCBI's taxonomy places the organism in Eukaryota, Metazoa, Platyhelminthes, Monogenea, Polystomatidea, Polystomatidae. The record is from the annotation of a GenBank genome assembly.
AUGCAUGUUUUGGCGUCGGUGACGGGCAGAAGAGCUGGCAGCGACAUUUAUUGCAGACGGCCGGUGGUUGCAGGAGAAGUCAAGAGGCAAGCCAAUCAGUGGUACGUCUGCGUGUCUGCGUGUCUGCGUGUCUGCAAGUGUUGGUGCUCUGGGAGACCACGUGGAGGCGAGACAAGUUGUCGGGGCGUGAGGCUGGCCCGAAAAGCGCUGGCAACCGGGUCGAGCUGGUCACGAGUUGCCGGGCGUCCGGUCAACCGGUCACCAGGUCCGAUCUCAUCCGAGAGAGACGUGGCCGGGAGGAGGUGGAGGCCUUCUGAACGAAAGAUAGAAAUAACCGGUUUAUUUGAGGAUAUAGUCAUCCAAUUUCGUUUGUGGUCUCAAGGGAAGUGGUGCCUUUUCGGGACAAUCCAACUGGCAGAUACAAUAUUUGUAAAUGAUGAGGAGCAACUGAAAAAAAAACGAAAAACCGAGUGCCUCUUGGAAAGGAUUUGGCCAAAUCUCAUCCGGUCCAUUCACCAUUUUGCCAACCCAAAGUCGCCCUCCUACCAAGAGAACGUUGUUUCCGUUGCUAACGUUACCGUGGGGCAAUUGUGGUCCACUUCACUUCAUCGGAUGUACCAACUGCUGCCGAUCGGCUACUGUCUCAGACGGGCACGUGCCAACUUCCGGACCACAAACACGUGGCCCGUCAACCGGUUGCAGGAGCGCGAUUAG